CUCAAUUCAUGAAUUCAUUUUAAUACUUUGGAUAUCAGCCCCAGAGCAAUUUUUACGUAUUAAACGCUUUUAAAACAAACAAAUUAAAGCAAAAUUAGCCGACACUAACGAUCAAAAUUAACUGAAGAAUGGGUCUUAAAAGAUUCGUUUCCUCGAUAAUGCGCAAGUCCCCAAUCAAAGCGUCCGAACCCGGAAAAUUGGUCGCCGGUUGCCCAUCGGUGUUCAGCGAAGAUGGCACGUGGAGUGCCAAGUUUCAGCAUCAGAAGCCACUCCCACUGUCGAUUCCUAGCGAGGGGAUGUCCCAAGGACACAUCUACAAGCAACCGUCUUCCAGUCUUAAGGACACCAAUGACCCGACAGCCUUUAAGCUCUCGCGAAAACGUUCUUGGCUACUGAGACGCACGGUUCCCUCGUAGGACUCGUGGUCGGAACUCAAGGAAACCAAAAUCCAGUAAUGUCAGUUUAGGUCCUCAGAUGUGUUUUCCAGUUGUCACACGCCAGCAUGCGAAGUGUAUUGUAUGCUAUUCCAAAAUCAAUAAAAAAUAUGUUUUAAAACUGGGAAA
Molecule: messenger RNA, 563 nt
Organism: Drosophila ficusphila
Lineage: Eukaryota; Metazoa; Arthropoda; Insecta; Diptera; Drosophilidae
Exons: 1
Coding region: 129-416 (95 amino acids)
Source: RefSeq, a predicted model, not a curated record